Molecule: messenger RNA, 528 nt
Organism: Capronia epimyces CBS 606.96
Lineage: Eukaryota; Fungi; Ascomycota; Eurotiomycetes; Chaetothyriales; Herpotrichiellaceae
Exons: 2
Coding region: 1-528 (175 amino acids)
Source: RefSeq, a predicted model, not a curated record
AUGUAUUGUUUGCGAAGUUACCUACCUCUGCUUCUCCUGCCGCUACCGCUAUCACUUUCGCCCGUUCAUCUCAUCCUUUUACUAGUUUUGACCUACGUCCUCAACCGACCCUGUAUCUAUUGCUCGUUCCUACUCAUCAUCCUCUUUGCGAGUUCCUGUCACUGGUCCAAUCGCUGUUUCGUCGACCUGAGCCAGCACGGAGAAGAGACAACCUCGAUCGCCUCAUGGUUUAUUCCCAGGCUGUACACUGCCAGUGACAAUAUCGGCAUAGAACGCCAGGCAAACGGUACAUCCGAAGUGGCCGAUUUUCUGGUGGACGUGACACGCAGCACAGUAUAUGGCAUCGCCCAUGCUCUGAAGGACUCAACAACUAGUCUGAUUAAUAAUGCGCGUCAGAGCGUGCCACCUACCUCUGCUUUGCCGCCUUCCCCUGGCGGCGAGGCCGGCAUUGGGGCUCACUGGCUUCGGUAUUUGCUUGGUCGGACGGAAUGGACAUUGCCCUGCGUCGGAGUCAAGGUGGUGCUAUGA